CAUCCAGUCAGCCGUGGAUCCAACAUGGCGGAAGAGGAGGUGCAGAAACUGCAGAAGCACCUGUCCCUGCUGCGGCAGGAGUAUGUCAAAAUGCAGCAGAAACUGGUGGAGACGGAGAGGAGGUGCUCUCUGCUGGCAGCACAGACCUCAGGGCAUGGGUCUUCCUCUUCGCAGUCCAGCGACUCCUUCAUUAGCCGCCUGCUGGCCAUUGUGGCUGAACUUUAUCAGCAAGACCAGUACAGUGACCUGAAGGUGAAAGUCGGACAGGAGCAGCUGAGUGCCCAUAAGUUUGUCCUGGCAGCGCGCAGUGACGUCUGGAGCCUGGCCAACAUGGCCUCCACGUCUGAGCUCAACCUGUCAGAGGCCAGGCCAGAGGUUGCCAUGGCGAUGCUGCGCUGGGCUUACACGGACGAGCUAGAGCUGUGCGAAGAUGACACCUUCCUCAUUGACCUGAUGAAGCUGGCUAACCGCUUUCAGCUUUACCUUCUACGAGAGAGAUGUGAGAAAGGAGUAAUGUCCUCGGUAAACGUGAGGAACUGCAUUCGGUUCUACCAGACGGCCGAGGAGUUGGACGCGACCACGCUCAUGAACUACUGCGGUGAAAUCAUCGCCAGCCACUGGGAUGAUCUGAGGAAAGAGGACUUCAGUACUAUGAGUGCUCAGCUGCUGUAUAAGAUGAUCAAGUCCAAGACUGAAUUUCCUCUUCACAAAGCCAUUAAAGUGGAGAGGGAGGAUGUGGUCUUCCUGUAUCUUAUCGAGAUGGAUGCUCAGCUGCCAGGGAAGCUUAAUGAGUUGGACAAUAAUGGCGAUCUGGCUCUAGACCUGGCCUUAUCCAAAAAACUGGAGAGCAUCGCCACCACCUUGGUCAACAACAAAGCAGACGUGGACAUGGUGGAUCAGAGUGGCUGGAGCCUCCUGCACAAAGCCAUCCAGAGAGGAGAUGAGUUUGCUUCUACCUUCCUGAUCCGCCACUCAGCCCAAGUGAAUGCAGCCACAGUGGGGGCAGUGGAGACGCCGCUGCACCUCGUCUGCUCCUUCAGCCCAAAGAAACACAGCGCUGAGGUGAUGGGCGGCAUGGCCCGCAUUGCAGAGUCCUUGCUCAAAACCGGCGCCAACCCCAACAUGCAAAACAGCAGAGGACGAACACCUUUACACGAAGCAGUGCUGUCAGGAAACGAACCAGUGUUCAACCAACUCCUGCAGUGCAAACAGCUGGAUAUGGAUCUGAAAGACCAUGAGGGGAAUACUGCUCUGUGGUUGGCCCUGCAGUACAUUACAGUAGCAUCUGAUCCCUCCAUUAACCCCUUCGAUGACGACGCCCCUGUAGUUAAUGGCACCUCGUUUGAUGAGAACAGCUUUGCGGCUCGACUUAUACAAAAAGGAAGCGAUCCCAAUGCUCCUGAUGCCUCCGGAAACUGCCUCAUUCAGAGAGCAGCUCUCGCAGGAAGUGAGGCAGCUGCCAUCUUCCUGGCCACCCAUGAAGCAAAGGUCAAUCAUACCAAUAAAUGGGGAGAAACUCCCCUGCACACAGCAUGUCGCUGCGGAUUAGCAGCCUUGACGGCCGAGCUGCUGCAGCAGGGGGCCAAUCCUAAUUUACAAACCCACACUGCCUUGGCUGACGCAGGGGACCGGAGCCAUGGUGUCUCCUUACAGAGCCCUCUGCACAUGGCCAUCGUUCACAACCACCCAGACGUAGUGUCUGUCAUACUAGAGCAGAAAGCCAAUGCGCUCCAUGCCACCAACAACCUACAGAUCAUCCCAGACUUCAGCAUUAAAGAUUCCUUGGACCAGACUGUGCUCGGCCUUGCACUCUGGACCGGAAUGCACACCAUUGCCGCACAGCUCCUGGGGUCGGGGGCAGCCAUUAAUGACACCAUGUCCGAUGGCCAGACUCUUCUCCACAUGGCCAUCAAGAGACAAGACAGCAAGAGUGCUCUCUUCCUGCUAGAGCAUCAGGCAGACAUCAAUGUAAGGACACAGGAGGGUCAGACGGCCCUGCAGCUGGCCAUCAGUAACCAGCUCCCCUUGGUGGUGGAUGCUAUCUGUACGCGUGGAGCCGACAUGUCAGUGGUGAAUGAGAAGGGGGAUCCUCCGCUGUGGCUUGCCUUAGAGAAUGGCCUGGAGGAUAUUGCCUCAACAUUGGUCAGGCACGGCUGUGACGCGACAUGUUGGAGUGCUGGACCAGGAGGGUGCCAGCAAACGUUGUUGCACAGAGCCAUCGAUGAGAACAAUGAGGUCUCCGCCUGCUUCCUUAUACGCAGUGGCUGUGAUGUGAACAGUCCUCGGAGGCCUGGUGCUAACGGGGAGGGAGAUGAGGAGGCGCGGGAUGGUCAGAGUCCUCUGCACCUGGCCUCCUGCUGGGGCCUCGAAGAGGUGGUGCAGUGCCUUCUGGAGUUUGGAGCCAAUGUUAAUGCACAGGACGCCGAGGGCCGGGCUCCAAUCCAUGUGGCCAUCAGUAACCAGCAUGGCGUGAUUAUCCAGCUUCUCAUCUCCCACCCAGACAUCCGGCUAAACCUGAGAGACCGACAGGGCACGACGCCAUUUGCCUGUGCCAUGACUCACAAGAACAACAAAGCAGCAGAAGCCAUCCUUAAAAGAGAGCCUGGAGCAGCUGAGCAGGUUGACAACAAGGGACGUAACUUCCUUCACAUAGCUGUGCAGAGCUCUGACAUUGAGAGCGUGCUUUUCCUGAUCAGUGUGCAGGCUAAUGUUAAUUCCAGAGUGCAGGACACAGCCAAACUCACUCCGCUGCAUCUCGCUGUACAGGCUGGCUCUGAGAUCAUUGUGCGCAACCUGCUUCUAGCAGGUGCUAAAGUGAAUGAGUUGACUAAACACCGUCAGACAGCUCUACAUUUGGCGGCGCAGCAAGAUCUCGCCACCAUUUGCUCUGUGCUGCUUGAAAACGGUGUCGAUUUUCCAGCUGUUGAUGAGAAUGGAAACAAUGCUCUGCACCUAGCUGUGAUGCAGGGUCGCCUGAAUAACGUGCGAGCUCUUCUCACUGAAUCAAACAUUGACGCAGAGGCCUACAAUCUCAGGGGCCAAUCUCCAAUGCAUGUUCUUGGACACUACGGGAAGGAAAAUGCGGCGGCCAUUUUUGAGCUGUUCUUGGAAUGUAUGCCAGAGUAUCCUCUGGAUAAACCGGAUAGUGAAGGGAAUACAGUUCUUCUGUUGGCCUACAUGAAGGGAAAUGCUAAUCUCUGUCGUGCCAUCGUGAGGGCUGGAGCUCGUCUGGGCGUCAACAACAAUCAGGGCAUAAACAUCUUCAACUAUCAAGUGGCCACUAAGCAGCUCCUCUUCCGCCUUCUAGAUAUGCUGUCCAAAGAGCCCCCCUGGUGCGAUGGCUCCAACUGUUACGAAUGUGCUGCCAAGUUUGGAGUCACUACAAGAAAGCAUCACUGCCGCCACUGUGGCCGCUUGCUCUGCCACAAGUGCUCCAUCAAGGAGAUCCCCAUCAUCAAAUUCGACCUGAACAAGCCAGUCCGUGUGUGUGACAUUUGCUUUGACGUGCUAACUUUGGGUGGAGUUUCCUAACACACUAGCAGGGCAUGGAUAACACGCACACUAAACUAAACUGAACCACGGUGGUUGAAAAUGUGGAGAGGGAGAGGAGGAAGGAAUAAGAAUGGACUAAAUGUACGGACCACACUUUGUACUACUACUACAGAGACUUUUGAACAAAACAAGUGUAUGUAUGUAUGUUCUAGUACCAACAUCUAAUUAAGGAUCAGAAUUAAAGUAGUGCAGGAAUUCUUAACUCUCAUCUCGAGGACCCUGUGUUCUUUGACGCACCUGAUCCAACUGCUUGGCGAAUUAUUUAAGGAAAAAUCCACCCUGACCGACAUCUAUUGCGUAUUGAUGACAAAUAUUCCAUCUUCAGUUGUGCAGAUUAUAUAUUUUAGGAUUGACUUCUUGGGUUGAGCUUAAAAUCAACAUGGUGGACUGUUUUUUCACUUGGUUUCUGGUUCCCUCUAUUACUCACAAUACUGUUUGAAUACUUUGAUAGUUACACCAGAGGGACCUCAUUUCUUUAGUCCUUUAGUUUGUCCCGCUCUCUUACCUUCUCAUCUGUGCUUAAAUGAGUUUAAUGAUGGCGCCAUUGAGAACAAGCUGAGCUCAGUCUCUGGUGUAACUCGGCACAUAUAGUGCAUCAAGUAGCUGUAUUGCAUUCUGGAACUUUGACUGUCUCCAGGAAUAACGAAAAUACAGCACUAACUAACAAAUCUCUAAGCACCUGACGGAUAUUUUAUUGUAAACGGGUGAAGUUUUUUCCUUUAAUGACCUGAGCCAGGUGUUUUGCGAAUAUGGAAGACUUGAGACUGUCCAGGGUCUGCUCGACUGGAGUUAAGAACCUCUGAAAUAGCAGAAUGCUGUUGAAGUAGACCUUGUAGGUGUUGUAAGUGCCAGGCCUGUUUUUAAAAUAAUAAUAAUAAUGAGGGAAGCUGUAGAGGGAAUGACUAGAUCUCUAGAAAUUGAGAUGCGUUAAGGUCAACAUCCGUCAUCUUGGCAUAAAACGCGUGUAGAUUUUUAUUCAAGAGCAUUGAAUAUGAAGGACGAUGGAAUCUGAAUGAAGAAUUGUCCACCAUUGGAUAUUGACCGUUUUGAACCGUUCCUCUCAAGAGGGUUUAAAGCCUUAAUCACGUUGGCCCGAGUGCUGCUUUUUGUUGAGUCUAAAACAAGGAGCGUUUAUGAACCUUUACUCUUUUCUUGCACCUAUUAAGGGGCGACAGAGGGAAUGGUCACCCUGAAGGCCUCAAAAUAACAAAACCCAAGGUUAACUCGACGUCAAGCACAUUUCAGUAAAGGAUACAGUUUUUACUUUGUCUUCUGUUAUUUAAUCCUUGUCGUGCAUAGGUUCAUGAUCAUUAAUGAGUGAGGAAUCUGCAUAUUAAAUGCACUUUUUAUUCUUCCAUUAACACUUUUUUUUUUUUUUUUUAUAUUCAUGAAACAUUCACAGCUGAACAAAGUGUCAUUUUCUGAAAAGAACAAAAAAAGUAAACUGAGGUUAUAGGUGUAGAAGUAUGAUGAUUUUCUCUGCUAUGCAUAUGCACGUUUAUCAUUUUAGCACUGUUCUAAUUAUUCUGAUCACCAAAGCAUACAUUCCAUUUAAUCGAUGGCACAUUACUGAAUUUUGGUAAAUCAUGGUGUGGUGUGUGUGUGUGGGUUUUUUUUUUUUUUAAAUAUUCAUUUGCCUGAUGUUACAUUAAGUUGACCACAUUUAUCUUUCCUUAAACUCUUUCUUCUGAAAAGCUAAACAGCUGCACUUUAUCAUACUGGAUUUUUUUUUCCCCCUUCUCUUCCCUGAUCAUACAAAAGGAGAAUGUGACAUUUCAAGGUUUGAGAGUCUGUUCUAGGUUCUGUUCAAUUGUACAGCUAAUUGUAUACUAUUUUUGACCACUACAACUGUUUUUGUACUUAAACGCAGGUUGUGCUCUUUGCCUCUGUCUGAUCUCUUAUGCACAUUAUAUUGUAUCUGUAUGCUCAGAUAUCUAGCCUGUCGUUUCCUUUAGUAUCCUUUUGAAGAAAGGGAGGACAACUUUACAUUAAGGUCAUCAGAUGAUUAAAAAAAAUCAAUUAAA
Messenger RNA from Neoarius graeffei (lesser salmon catfish), 5576 nucleotides. RefSeq names its product ankyrin repeat and FYVE domain containing 1 (gene ankfy1). Bases 25 to 3531 code for a protein of 1168 amino acids. The transcript has 25 exons. Gene Ontology annotation, molecular function: metal ion binding; protein binding. The record is from RefSeq and is a predicted model, not a curated record. NCBI's taxonomy places the organism in Eukaryota, Metazoa, Chordata, Actinopteri, Siluriformes, Ariidae.